Molecule: messenger RNA, 1499 nt
Organism: Arabidopsis arenosa
Lineage: Eukaryota; Viridiplantae; Streptophyta; Magnoliopsida; Brassicales; Brassicaceae
Source: the annotation of a GenBank genome assembly
CCUCCGUUAAAAGCUUUCUCUCUUUUAAAUUCUACAAAUUUUCAUGGAUUUCAACACACACACGAAUCCAUUUCAAUCAUUCUUCGUCUCCUUCUCUCUGGAAACUUAUUCUCUCACGCUCAAUCACUUCUUCUUCAAGUAAUCUCCGGUAAAAUCCACUCCCAAUUCUUCACUUCAUCCUCUCUAUUACACUAUUUAACAGAAUCAGAAACAUCAAAAACCAAGUUUCGACUUUACGAAGUAAUCAUCAAUACCUAUGUUCAAUCUCAAUCUCUUACUUCAACGAAAUGGUCAAUAAGGGUUUAGUUCCUGGAUCGAAUUGCUUCAACAAUCUAUUAACUUUCGUUGUUGGGUCUUCGUCCUCUUGUUUCAAUCAAUGGUGGAGUUUCUUCAACGAGAGUAAAAGCAAAGUUGAUUUGGAUGUGUACAGCUUUGGGAUUGUGAUUAAAGGUUGUUGUGAAGCUGGUGAGAUUGAGAAAAGCUUUGAUCUUCUUGUUGAAUUAAGAGAGUUUGGGUUUUCUCCAAAUGUUGUUAUCUAUACGAUUUUGAUUGAUGGGUGUUGCAAGAAAGGAGAAAUCGAAAAGGCGAAAGAUUUGUUUUUCGAAAUGGAAAAGUUUGGAUUGGUAGCUAAUGAGCGUACUUAUACGGUUUUGAUUCAUGGGUUAUUCAGAAAUGGGAUUACGAAACAAGGGUUUGAGAUGUACGAGAAGAUGAAGGACGAUGGAGUUUUACCUAAUCUUGUGGGUAAAUUAGGGAAGGCGUUGAGUUUAUGCAGAGAUUUGAAGUCAAGAGGUUUGUCUCCGUCUUUGGUUACGUAUAAUGUUCUUGUUUUCGGGUUCUGUAGAAAAGGAGAUACUUCAGGAGCAGCUAAGAUGGUUAAGGAGAUGGAAGAGAGAGGGAUUAAGCCGUCGAAAGUAACAUACACGAUUCUUAUCGACACAUUUGCUCGUUCAGAUAACAUGGAGACAGCAAUUCAGCUUCGAUCUUCAAUGGAGGAACUAGGAUUAGUCCCGGAUGUUCAUACAUAUAGUGUACUGAUUCACGGGUUUUGUAUCAAAGGUCAAAUGAAUGAAGCGUCGAGGCUUUUUAAGUCGAUGGUCGAAAAGAUGUUAGAACCAAACGAGGUGAUUUACAAUACAAUGAUUCUUGGGUAUUGUAAGGAAGGUAGUUCGUAUAGAGCAUUGAGGUUGUUCAGGGAUAUGGAAGAGAAAGAGUUGGCUCCAAAUGUUGCUAGCUAUAGUUAUUUGAUUCGAGUUCUUUGUAAAGAAAGAAAAUUGAAAGAAGCAGAAGAUUUGGUUGAGAAGAUGAUUGAUUCAGGGAUUGAUCCAUCUGAUUCAAUCUGUAAUUUGAUCUCUAGAGCCAAAACUGAUUCACCUGUAGCUCAAAUAAUUGAUGCGAGCAGUUUUAAUCUGAAUUAAUGUACACAGUUGGUGUGAAAAUUGUUUGAAUUAUCUUCUAUACAUAAGUUUUCUUUUCAUUAGAUAUUGCAAUUGUCCUUC